This is a messenger RNA of Aplysia californica (California sea hare), 4178 nucleotides long. RefSeq names its product replication factor C subunit 1. NCBI's taxonomy places the organism in Eukaryota, Metazoa, Mollusca, Gastropoda, Aplysiida, Aplysiidae. Gene Ontology annotation, molecular function: DNA clamp loader activity; DNA binding; ATP binding. The coding region runs from base 99 to 4034 and encodes 1311 amino acids. The transcript has 24 exons. The record is from RefSeq and is a predicted model, not a curated record. Gene Ontology annotation, biological process: DNA replication; DNA repair. Gene Ontology annotation, cellular component: DNA replication factor C complex; nucleus.
CGCUCACUGUAAACAACGCAAUAUGGCGCGUUCCUACUGACUGGGUUACGAAAAUCGUAGAUCUAGUCAACUCAGCAAAACAUAGAUAGAUCUAAGACAUGGAUAUUAGAAAAUUUUUCGGCCCACAGUCAGGCUCCAAAAAGCCGGCAGCUCCCCCAUCAAGUAAGGAGAAGCCGAAGGCAGAAAGUAAAAGCAAGGCCAGCACUAGGACUGAAAACAAGAAACAUUUGUCUCCAAAGAAAGAAAAAAACCAAAAGGUCAAAUCAAAGGUGACAAAGGAUGUCUCUGAGGAAGCUCCUGUUGUUAUUGACGAUGAGUCUGAUGUGGAGGAAGUGAUAGAAGAUUCUCAGAAAACAUCUAAAAGAAACAAAGAUCUGAAACCCACCAAGGGUGGGACUGAUACAUCGAAAGUGUCGGAAAAAGACAAAAAAGGAAAAGAGACGGGGAAUGCCAAAAAAGGGAAAGAAACGGGGAAUACCAAAAAAGCGAAAAAAGAGAGUUCAGUUACCAAGCUGUCUGCUGAGGAUAGCGAUUUUGAGAUUGAAAGUGUGAAUUCUGAAAGCUCCAAAGAUGACGCGAGGUCUUCUAGAAAGUCAAAAGAAAAGAGAGAAAGUGCCGCAGGGAAAGGAAAUUCCAAGCAGAAAGAAACAUCCAGUGAGAAGAAAAAGCCUGAACGCACAAGUCCUCGAAAAAAGAAUUCUAUUGUACAGGAGGAGAAGGAAAAGGCUUCAAAGUCUCGCAAACGGAAAAAGAUAUCCAGUGAUGAAGAGAGCGAGCCUGAAGUGGUGCAAGUGGUAAAGGAAAGUGAUGUGGAGAGUGAGGAAGAGGAAGAGGUCAUUUCCAGCCGCAGGAGGAGAGCCACCAAGGGCAAAAAAGGGGCAAAGAAAUCAACUCGACUUCUUGAUUCAGAUUCAGAUGGAGAAGACCCUUUGCCCAAGGAAAAACCCAAAGGAAAGAGGAAGAAAAAAGAUGCUGUUGUUUUCGUGGAUGAAUCUGAUGAAGAAAAGCCAAAGACAGCCUUGGACAAGUUUGUCAUUCACAAUGCGACGCCGCAGGAAGACAAGAGUGGGAAGAAAGAGGCGAAGAAGGAAACCAAAGGAACGCCCGUCAGUGCGGCAGAUUUCUUCGGCUCUGGAGCGGCGUCACGCAGUGAUCGGACGACAGUGGCGGCAAAACGAAAACUUGAGGAAGAGAAAAAGGAGCCCGUCACGUUUGACGAAGAAAUGCACGAUGACGAGGAGUUCUUGAGAACUUUGGAUCAGCUGGAUGGACCCGAUGCUAAGAAGGUCAAACCGAAUGGUGUGGAAGAAGAACCAGCUGCUGAGGAAGAGAAAAAGCCACAAGGAUCAAUUGCCAGUAAACUGUCGGGCAAAAUGAAGGCUUUGAAGGAGAGUUCUGCGAACAAAGCUGUGGAUAAUGACGUAAAACAAGGGGUCAAAUCGCCGUCCAAGUCUCCAGUCAAGCAAGAGACUCCGAAGAAGAAUUCGUCUCCUGCAGUGAAGAAGGGAAAAGUGUAUUCCAUGGAGGUCACGCGGGUCAAGCCUCCCACCGUGGUCGUCUCCCCUGGCAAGGCCAAGGCAAAAGAAGACACCACUCCCCCUAAGAAGGGGGCCGGCGUUGCCAAAAAGGAGGGCGGUGGCGCUGCCUCGACGGGAAAACAAACGCCCAAGGCAGAUGAUGAUGAUGGUUUUGGACCCAAGGCCAUUGCGGGUUUCCGAGCGUUCAAGAACAGAGGAGGUCCCCUCUCGUUGGGGUCCAAAGAUAUUCCAGAGGGUGCGGAGAACUGCCUGGAGGGUCUCACGUUCGUUAUCACGGGAAUCCUGGACUCGAUCGAGCGCGACGACGCCAAGUCGCUGGUGGAGCGCUACGGCGGGAAGGUCACGGGGAACAUCAGCAACAAGACGAGCUAUGUGAUCGUCGGGCGUGAGCCAGGGGAGAGCAAGCUGUCGAAGGCGAGAGAUCUGAAAAAGACGCAGCUGGACGAGGACGGGUUGUUUGAUCUGAUCCGCACGUUGCCAGAGAAGAAGUCGAAGUACGAAAUACAAGCCAGUGAACAAUUGAAGAAGGAAGCAUCCUUGAAGAAAGAAGCAUCCAAAAGUGUGUCUGCUGCAAAGAAACUGGCGUCGUUCAAAUCAGAAAAACCGAAGAGGGAGGCCUCCUCAUCUCCGGAAAAACGUUCCCUCUUCACCCAGAUCAAGAACGCGGAUGAGCACAAACCCACAACCGUGGCCGCGUCUCCCAACACGUCAGCCAAAUUGUUGAGCCAGUCGCAGUCGCCCUCCCAGAAGUCCCCAGCGGGGGGGAAAGGUGACGGAGAGGGAGGUGGUCAGCCAGAGAGUCUGCUGUGGGUGGACAAACACAAGCCGUCGAGCCUCAAACAGAUCAUUGGUCAGCAGGGGGACAAGAGCAACGCUCGCAAACUCUUGUCCUGGCUCAAGAACUGGCACCAGAACAUCAUCGUCAAGGGACUCAAACCCACAGGCAACUUCUUCGGUCGCGGCGACGGCACAGGAUGCAGGGCCGCCCUCCUCUCUGGGCCGCCGGGGAUCGGCAAAACUACCACAGCCACACUGGUCUGCAAGGAGCUGGGGUUUUCAUUUGUGGAACUGAACGCGUCGGACACACGCAGCAAGAGAAGUCUGAAGGAGGUGGUGGCUGAGUCCCUGAAUAACCAGACCCUUGUCGAUUAUAUGGGUGCUGACCGCUCCGGCAGUCCCAGUGGACAGUCCCACUGUCUGAUCAUGGACGAGGUGGACGGCAUGGCUGGGAAUGAGGACAGAGGAGGCUUGCAGGAAUUGGUGCAGCUCAUCAAAGGCUCGAAGAUCCCAAUCGUCUGUAUUUGCAAUGAUCGCAACUCGAUGAAGAUGCGAACGCUGUCCAAUUACUGCCUAGACCUUCGGUUCCAGCGGCCGCGGGUGGAGCAGAUCAAAGGUGCCAUGAUGUCUAUAGCCUUCAAGGAAGGGAUAAAGAUUCCUCCGCCUGCGUUACAGGAAAUUAUUCAAGCUUCCAACCACGACAUACGACAGGUCAUCCACAACUUGUCAGUGUGGAGCGCUGUGGACAAGAACUUGACGUUUGACCAGGUCAAACAAGAUGCGAAGAAAGCUCAGAAAGACAUGAAGUUGGGUCCCUUUGACGUUUGCCGGAAGGUUUUCGUGAGCGAUGACGAGACUCGCAGGAUGUCGAUCCACGACAAGUCGGACCUGUUCUUCAACGACUACAGCUUUGGGCCGCUGUUUGUGCACGAGAACUACCCCAACGUCAUACCUCAGGCCUCAAAGGGCAAUCAAGCCCGCCAUAUGUCUUGCCUGGCGCGGACAAUCGACAGUCUUUGUGACGGGGAUCUCAUUGACAAGUUGAUCAGAAAAGGCGGAAACUGGGGAAUGCUUCCUGUGCAGGCCAUGUACUCGAGUGUGAUCCCAGGGGAGGUAAUGCGUGGCAGCUUCCCCCAGAUGACGGCGUUCCCGCAGUGGCUGGGCAAGAACUCCAGCACGGGGAAGUGUGAGCGCAUCCUGCAGGAGCUCUCCUCUCACAUGAGGCUGGAAAUAUCGUGCGACAAGCGUGGUCUCAACCUGGACUACCUCCCGGCAUUGAGGACCAAAAUGACGGGUCCGUUGAUGUCCAGCGGGUCGGAGGGCGUCCCAGAGGUCAUCAAGGUCAUGGAUGAGUACGACAUUGUCAAGGAAGACUUUGACAACGUGCUGGAGGUCACCAAAUGGCCGGGUGGCCUUGACCCUAUGGCAAAGCUGGACACAAAGACGAAGGCGGCCUUCACCCGCCAGUACAACAAACAGAUCCACAUGACACCCUACGCCACCGGGGUGCUCAGCAAGAAGAGGAAGGGCCGGGGAGCUCCGAUGGACGAGGCGGACUUUGCCACAGAGGAAGGAGAAGGCGAGGCGCCCGUGGAGAGUGAGGAGGAGGAAGAGGAGGGGCUGGAUGCCGACACAAUGAUCAAGCAGGCGAAGAAACCAGCGGCAGCCAGCAAAGGGAAAGGAGGUCAAGCAAAGGGCAAGGGGCGGGGCAAAAAAUGAUAGGGCUUAGUUCUUUUGUAAAUAAUGUAGGUAUUCUUUGUUUGGCAUGGAAGUAGAGCUUGCAUUUUUGUGUGUGCGAGUCUGUAAUUAGCAGGAUCAUGAUUGUAUAUAAUAGAUGUUGUGUGAGUGUGAGGGAGAGAGAGA